CUGGUCGGUGGCUUUGCUUCUUUCAUUGGUCCUCUUCAUACUUGGGAUAGUUUUCCUUGUGCUGUUACUCACUCCAAAUCUGUUCGGGGUUGAAGAGGAUAAUGGCGGAAGAGGCAGUGGCAGUAGCAGCAGCGGCGCCGGCGGAUCAUCAUCUUCAGGUUCUAAGCCGGAUCCUACACCCGAUUCUGAACUGGAUUACCCUAUCAAUCCUGUUCCUCUCCCAGCACCGACAAGUACAACGACUACGACGACAACAACGACUACAACGACCACAACGACAACAACGACAACAACGACUACGACGACAACAACGACUACGACGACAACAACGACUACGACGACAACAACGACUACAACGACAACAACGACUACAACGACAACGACUACAACGACAACCACAACCAAGCUGCCACGUCCAAUCCUUCGGUUAGUUGACCAUUCUCUGAUCUGCCAACUGACGGAUCACACGGACGUAAAUACUAUACUUCCCGAGGACGGCGUCUGUGACAUGCUAUAUAUGGAUGUGAGCGUCGAACACUUAUUAGUGGGAUCAACAUCACUGGAGAAGUACUACAAAGAAUCUCAACAGAAACCAAACACCCUCUACGGAUUGAGCAUCAGUACAUACGAACUGACGCAUACUGAGGCUAGCAGCGUUGUACAACUCAGUCUCGCGACGGACCGUCUGCGUACCGGGUGGGAAAACUGGGUUCGCCACUACGGAGCGAACAUCGAACUGGAUACAAAAUUCGGGGACAAGUUUAUAAGACUCACCAACAGCUGGCUGGAAUCACUAAGCAACUUGGCGAAACAGUUCAACAACGCCGACAAAUACCCCCAAUACCCCAACUACAUAGUGGUACGUGUGAACCCAAGAUUCAAGCGUGGUUCAAAUGACACUGAAAAGUGGGCUGAUGUCAUGCAGAAAAUACUCAAUACCGGUGUAGUAGACGCACUCGUGCUCAACCCCGUCGUAGAUUCAGCCUUGAAAAGUGGAGCACAAUAUGUGGUAACAUCAGUGGCGCCUUGGAGUAACGACAUCACCUUGAGAUAUCCAAACUAUGAAGGCGUAUUGAAUCUUCUCACGAACUUGAACAUGUUAUCCGUGAAACCCUUCCUCGCAUUUGAUGCAAAGGCGCUACAGUUUAUAGCGGACGACAAAAUUCCAUUGACGAAAGAUACCAGAGACGGCACAGUGGCUAAAGAGCGGCACUACCAGGAUCGAACUACAGCGUGCGGUUUCUACCAGGCUGCGGGUACGUCAUCUCGUGUGGAUAGCGCAACACUGUCGACGUACUUUCAAAGACUGAACGAUACUGACUUGUUUGUAUUUGAUACACCUCAAAAUAUGGCGUCUAAGGCGUGCAUGGCUGCCCAACGACACCAGUUCCAAGGAGGAUACAGCGUCUUCACCACCGAGUACGCUGAGGGUGAAAAAUGUGACCCAAUCAAGUUAGAGAACGGCACCGAGAUCAAAGGCAAACAUGCCAUCAUGCGCUACAUUAGGACUCUGACAACUAGAACGUUCGGAGGAGCAGACUGUGCUCAAGUUCCCGUUUGAUCCACAUGGCUGCUGAUAUGUCUGUGUGAAUGCCACAGGCGCGAACUGUGUCACUAGAGCGGCAUUUGUUGCGAUAUUAUUGCACUGUUUCA
This is a messenger RNA of Ornithodoros turicata, 1653 nucleotides long. RefSeq lists its product as uncharacterized. The record is from RefSeq and is a predicted model, not a curated record. Lineage: Eukaryota; Metazoa; Arthropoda; Arachnida; Ixodida; Argasidae. The coding region runs from base 509 to 1561 and encodes 350 amino acids. The transcript has 11 exons.